This is a messenger RNA of Formica exsecta, 1968 nucleotides long. It is a transcript of the gene CCT6, whose product is annotated as T-complex protein 1 subunit zeta. Gene Ontology annotation, cellular component: chaperonin-containing T-complex. The transcript has 7 exons. Gene Ontology annotation, molecular function: ATP-dependent protein folding chaperone; ATP binding; ATP hydrolysis activity. Gene Ontology annotation, biological process: protein folding. The record is from RefSeq and is a predicted model, not a curated record. Lineage: Eukaryota; Metazoa; Arthropoda; Insecta; Hymenoptera; Formicidae. Bases 176 to 1771 code for a protein of 531 amino acids.
UUUGAACACAACUUUGAUAUUGCACAUAGUGGAAAAACACUAAAAUUGUGCUUCAACGAUACAUAUCACGCCGCGCCUUGAAAAUUGACCUUAUAUGGACAGCUCGAAGUCGUCGAGAAAGUACGAGACGAAGAGUGUGUGAUAUUCGCAAACGCAAAUUUCGAAAAACGAAAGAAUGGCGGCGAUCAGUUUAUUGAAUCCGAAAGCCGAGUUUGCCCGGGCGGCUCAAGCACUAGCGGUGAACAUCACCGCCGCGAAGGGGAUUCAGGAUGUGAUGAAGACCAAUUUAGGACCCAAGGGGACCAUGAAGAUGUUGGUUUCUGGAGCUGGAGAUAUAAAAAUCACCAAGGAUGGCAAUGUACUUCUACAUGAAAUGCAAAUUCAGCAUCCUACAGCAUCCUUAAUAGCAAGAGCGUCUACAGCUCAAGACGAUAUGACUGGUGACGGUACAACCAGCACUGUGCUAGUCAUUGGUGAACUUUUGAAGCAAGCUGAUCUAUAUAUAACAGAGGGAUUACAUCCUAGAGUGAUUGCCGAUGGUUUUGACUUAGCUCGUGCUAAGGCAUUAGAAGUAUUGGAUACGUUGAAAAUUUCAAUCGAGCCCGUCAAGACGAGCUUAUUGGACAUUGCAAGGACCUCGCUUAGGACAAAAGUUCAUCACACUGUAGCUGACAAGUUAACUGAGAUUUGCGUGGAUGCUGUAUUGGCUAUUAAGCAAGAGGAUAAAGAGAUAGACUUGCAUAUGAUUGAAUUAAUGGAGAUGCAACAUAGAACGGCAAUUGAUACUACUCUAAUUCGUGGCAUAGUCACUGAUCAUGGAGCCAGGCAUCCGGACAUGCCAAAGAGAGUAGAGAAUGCUUACAUUCUGACCUGUAAUGUGAGCUUAGAAUAUGAAAAAAGUGAGGUGAACAGUGGAUUCUUUUAUAAAUCAGCUGAGGAGCGCGAAAAAUUGGUGGCCGCUGAACGUGUGUUUAUCGAUAAUCGUGUGAAGAAGAUAAUCGAAUUGAAGAAGAAAUUGUGCGAUGGAACGGAUAAAUCGUUCGUCGUGAUAAAUCAAAAAGGAAUAGAUCCGCAGUCCCUAGAUAUGCUCGCAAAGGAGAACAUUGUCGCUUUGCGUAGAGCCAAGCGCAGAAACAUGGAGCGUUUAGCGCUUGCAUGUGGUGGUGUAGCCAUGAAUUCUGUAGAUGAUCUGAAAGAAGAACAUUUGGGAUGGGCUGGCCUUGUAUAUGAACAUGUGCUGGGAGAAAACAAGUACACUUUCAUAGAAGAGUGCAAAAAGCCAAACUCUGUAACAAUUUUAUUAAAGGGACCUAAUAAAUUUACAGUAGAACAAUUAAAAGAUGCUGUACGUGAUGGACUUAGGGCAAUAAAGAAUGCUAUCGACGACGGUGCAAUCGUGCCAGGAGGUGGAGCCUUUGAGGUUGCAGCUAGCCAAGCUCUUCAACGGUAUAAAGAACAAGUAAAGGGAAAGCAACGUCUGGGAGUACAAGCUUAUGCGGAAGCUUUACUUGUCAUUCCAAAAAUUCUUGCUGUUAAUAGUGGAUUUGAUCCGCAAGAUACAAUUGUUAAAUUAUUAGAGGAGAGCACUGCUCUAGAAGAAGCUGUAGGGUUGGAUUUGUCCACAGGAGAAGCUAUAAAACCCGCGGAUGCUGGCAUUUAUGAUAAUUACAAUGUAAAGAAACAAAUUAUCAAUUCUUGUACAAUAAUCGCCAGUAAUCUUCUUCUGGUUGACGAAAUAAUGAGAGCAGGAUUAUCUUCGCUAAAGGGUUAAUAACUCUUAUGAGAUACAGAAUUUAAGAAUUAUUAACCAUUUUUUUUCACAAAAUUAAUUAAAUUACUGGAUUAUUAUUCAUGUUGCAUUAUGUCUGUUAACUGAAUUCGUCGCUUAUAUCGCUUCUAAUGUGAAUAUUUAAUAUGAUAAUGAAUUUUCACACUGAACUUAAUAAAGUAAUGCUUUUGUAUAAAAUA